Messenger RNA from Rasamsonia emersonii CBS 393.64, 1242 nucleotides. Its product is annotated as MGS207 protein. Gene Ontology annotation, molecular function: oxidoreductase activity. The record is from RefSeq and is a predicted model, not a curated record. The coding region runs from base 1 to 1242 and encodes 413 amino acids. The transcript has 4 exons. NCBI's taxonomy places the organism in Eukaryota, Fungi, Ascomycota, Eurotiomycetes, Eurotiales, Trichocomaceae.
AUGUUCUCCGUCGCUUCCUACCUCUCCCGAUUCUUCUCCUCCCGGUCCGACCACGCCAUCCGCAUCCCGUCCGUCAAGAUCCACGAGAUCGAGACCGCCGUCGAGAAGUCGGCGCGCGCUCUCAAACACCUCCUCAAGCUGAACCAUGUCAACUUCGCCGUCUUGUACAAUGAGAGGCGGUUUCAUAACCAUAUGCCGCAUCUCCUGAGCUCUGCGUAUCUGCUUGGUGCUGAUGCCAACCAUCUGAAUCGCCUUUAUGAUGUCGAUUCCAAGUUCCUCGAGCCAUGGACGGAUGCGCCCAGUGAAAUCAGCACUUUUGACUGGAGGGAUUAUCUGGGGAAGAGAGAAUAUCAGCGUGCGUUCGUGGAUUUCUUCGAGGACGAGGUGGUGCGGCAAGGCUAUGACUGGAAGACGGUGCUGAACAAGUUCCUGUUCGAGGGAAAGGAGCCCCUGAUCAACUCUGUUCUUGCCGAUCUGGGCCAUCCCCUGAUCCAUAUCGGCUAUGCUUUGGAAAUGUCCAGCCGCGAGGUGGGCAUGGAAGGACUGGCCCUGGCGGCUACCUGCUACAGCGACCUGCACAAAUACCUGGACGACCCGUCAUACUUCCAGGCGGAACCGUCGUACCGGAGCCUGUCGCCCUUCGAGAUCUUGGAUCGCGUCCGCACCGACAACCGGUUCAACGGGCUGUUCGCCACGCCAGGCAGCCACAACCUCGAGACCAUCUUCCGGGAGCGCGAAGCCGCGCUCCUCAACCACUGGAACGCGUGGAAGAUCGAAGACCCCGUCAAGCAGUUCCGCGACAGCCAGGAGGCGGCGGCCGCGCUGCUCGUGGGCACCGACACGGAGCAGUACGACUUCUUCCUCGUGCACGUGCUGACCACCAGCCACGCAGUGCGGAUCCUCCUGCCGCUGAUCCCGGAGGCCUUCCACAUCGCGCUGGUGCGGCAAUGGUGGCUGGUCACGCUGGCCAUCUACAUCGCGCAGCUGCGCCCAGAGAUCAAACUCGACCGGAUCCUGGGGUACAACCCGGGCGCCGGGCGAGACUGGAACUGGGCGACCCGCCAAGCGAUCGAGGGCAAACACUCGACCGAUCCGCAUUAUGUCAAGGCCAUUCGCGCGCUGAAGGAGGCGGCGCACACGUGGGGGGAUCCGGACCGGUUCUAUGAAAAGGCGGCUGUUCGAUUCGCGGCUGAGUUUGCUGGUUGGGGUGGGUUUGUGGGGAGUUCUUUCCAGGCGGAUUGA